Messenger RNA from Frieseomelitta varia, 2287 nucleotides. Its product is annotated as solute carrier family 35 member E1 homolog. The record is from RefSeq and is a predicted model, not a curated record. The transcript is spliced from 3 exons. Bases 243 to 1277 code for a protein of 344 amino acids. NCBI's taxonomy places the organism in Eukaryota, Metazoa, Arthropoda, Insecta, Hymenoptera, Apidae. Gene Ontology annotation, cellular component: Golgi apparatus. Gene Ontology annotation, molecular function: antiporter activity.
UCAAGUGUGUGUUCAAUCACUGUUCGAGGUGUGCGCCACGUGUUCCCGCGACAUUGCGCAAACAGAGAGAGGGAAAACCCACUGAGAGAGGGAGAGAGAAAUGCCAGCUGUGCUUAAAUUCUAUCCGUGGCAGUGGCCGCAAAUAGCAAUUAGUCGGGAGUAUCGUGUCAACUGGCUGCGCGAACGUAUGGAGUGAGAGCACCGGGAAGUCAUCAUCUAAAAGAGGAUCCGUUCGCGCAAUCAUGGACGAUCGACAGAACAGCCGUGAAGUGGUCACCAUAUUGUUCCUCUGUCUGCUCUGGUACGGAAUCUCGAGCAGCAGCAACGUCGUCGGCAAGAUGCUGCUGUCGGAAUUUCCCUACCCGAUGACAGUGACCAUGGUCCAGUUAACAUCGAUCACCGUUUACUCAGGCCCGUUCUUUAAUCUGUGGGGCGUGAGGAAGUAUUCCAGUGACAUCCCCUGGGGAUACUAUCUGCGGCUGAUCGUGCCGCUCGCCUUUGGCAAGUUCCUCGCGAACGUGUUCAGCCACGUCAGCAUUUGGAAAGUGCCCGUCUCGUACGCUCAUACUGUAAAGGCUACAAUGCCGUUCUUCACGGUGUUCCUGUCAAGAAUCAUAUUGAAGGAAAAGCAGACUUGGAAAGUGUAUCUUAGUCUAGUCCCGAUUGUGGUGGGUGUGGCUGUAGCCACCCUUACAGAACUCAGUUUCAAUAUGAUCGGCUUGUUGAGUGCCUUAGCAUCUACCAUGGCAUUCUCGUUGCAGAACAUUUACUCAAAGAAGGUGCUUCACGACACUGGGAUACAUCAUCUGAGGCUUCUGUUCAUCUUAGGCCGUCUGGCGCUAAUAUUAUUUUCUCCUAUAUGGCUAUUGUACGAUCUGAGGAGAUUAAUAUACGAUCCAGUUACUGGUGAAUCAGCCGACUUAAAUUACUACAUAAUAGGUCUAUUAUUCCUGGAUGGUGUGUUGAACUGGUUUCAAAACAUUAUCGCGUUCUCCGUACUGUCUAUUGUUACCCCUUUAACUUAUGCAGUGGCUAGCGCAAGCAAACGUAUAUUCGUAAUCGCGGUAACAUUGUUGGUGCUUGGAAAUCCAGUGACAUGGUUGAACAUAUUCGGCAUGACAUUGGCCAUUCUUGGUGUGUUGUACUACAAUAAGGCGAAGUACGAUCAGAGAAUGGAGAAAGAAAGUCUUCCGAAGUAUUACGAUAAAAACGGUAGCAGUAGUUCCUUUGUGGUAAACGGAUGGACUGGAACAAAGCAGCAGUUGCUUGCAGUCUAGUCUUUUUUUAACUCGUUUUACACUUGACAAAUUCAUAUGAGUUUUUUCUGUUGUUACAUAGUAUUUCAGUCAUAGUGAUUGGGGAAGUCAUAAGAGGGAAUGGAUGUAGCAUUCCAACAAAAACGAUCGCAGAUCAAAACUCAUAUGAUGAUACAAAUAUUUAUGUACAUGUAUACAUACAUUUUAUUAGUAUUAUUAUUCUGCGCAAAAGGUGUAAUUCAUCAAAUUUGAUUAUUUUUAUCUUUGUUUGGUUUAGACACAAUUUUAAUACGAUGCUUCUCACAGGCAGAGUAGACUUGCUGGCAAGAUGGGACUAUAUAAUUCGCGAAAUCAUUAGCGUUCAGUGCUAAUUGCUGGGUCAAUUAGCCUCUAAAAUCAAUUACAUUCCCCCGUCGCGAUAACAAUGGCGAAUAGAUAGAAAUCGGAUAUUUCAAUUGUACUCAAUCGAUAUUGAGCAAUGUAUACAUAGUAUUGAUUAGGUUUUGAGUUAAAUACCUUCGUCCAGUUACUAGCUCGGAUAUUGCGAUUCAAUUUCAUCAGCUCUUUAGGUUGUUACAACAAUUUAACCCUCUAUGAAAAUUCAUUUUAAUAAUACUCUCUAGACUUUCGCUUGUAAAGAAUAUUGCCACUAUAAUAAUAUUUUUUUCGUAUAUAUAUAUAUACAUACUGUAUAUACUAAUUUAUAAAGUUUGAAAGUAUAAUUGACGGAACGAAUAGAGUAAGGUUUGAAAGAUGACAAGAUCAGGACUGAUCCUUUCUAGGUUUUAAUUUAAUUAAAUUACAUUCACUAAACUCAGUCGUAGAUGUCGAGUGCCUUAUUAUAUUAAUUCCAGCAAUUAUACCAUCCUCUAGGACUCUAAUUCGUAGAGGGUUAAACAAGUGUCACUUGACGAUUUUCAAGAGUGUGUUCAAGUAUGGUGUGCGUGAAUUGUAUGCAGGAGAAGAUGUUCUAGCUGAAAGCAAUCUAUACAUUUAUUUUUAUAAAUAAAAUACAGGUGUGUACAAAAAUA